UUUAGUUUACUCAACUCGACUACACGCAGCAAAUCUUUUGCAUAAAUUCCAACAAAAUUAUAGAGUAAAUUGAACAGAUUUCGGCAAUAGCUUAGUUUAGUAUCCAAAUUCACUUCAAAGAUGCAUAUGUGGUGUGAGCGCAUCUCAGCGACAUUAGGCGGCAUUUUGGUUGGCCUAUGGUAUGGCAAGACUUUCCCUGCAGAGCAGAAAAAGGCGGACGACUCCCAGAAAUCAAAAAAGAAGUAGAGCCCGAUCUGUUGGCGUUUUUGGCGAACUCUUGGCAUAGCUUGCGUGUAUCGAGGCAUAAUUAUUGAGAUCAAAAAUCAUUUUUGACCUAGGAACAAUUCAGCAAAAUCAAAACGAAAGUUUGGCUCUAAGACAUAUUAGAACUAUAAAUAUGAGUGUGUAAAGCUAACACACGCGGCGUGAGGCAAGGCAAGGCACAUUAAGUGACGGCUAAAGUUCCCAGAAAUAAUGGCUCGCUAGGAGAAACCAAAUAAAUUGUGCAGAAUCUUCGAAAUAGUGAAAAUAUAAAUGGGGUAACGUUUGGUCGGAUCACAUGGGCCGGGCAAAUAACAUCUGUCAAACAAUUUAUAUAUAUAUAGCUCGACGAGCUAACUUGGAUAUUCAGUUCUACCCUUCAAGAGUCGAAACAACAUUUAAACAUCAUUUAUCCAGUAUAAAUAAAUAUGCCAGAGAUGCGACGAUCUUCCUGUAGACCACAGCCAUCGUUGCUCUCCCGCUUGAAUUGUAA
Messenger RNA from Drosophila hydei, 754 nucleotides. RefSeq lists its product as uncharacterized. Lineage: Eukaryota; Metazoa; Arthropoda; Insecta; Diptera; Drosophilidae. The coding region runs from base 121 to 246 and encodes 41 amino acids. The record is from RefSeq and is a predicted model, not a curated record. The transcript is spliced from 2 exons.